AUGGCCACUGCUGUUCUACCAAAUGAUGAUUUUUACACAAACACCAAUGAUAAGUCUCUAGAAAUAUUCUCUCUUAUUUGGCUCGAUGCAAUUGUAAACGUUAAAGACACUCGAGACACAGAAGUGAAAUUACGUUCGAUUAUUAAUCAUAUCAAGAAAUUUCAAGAUAUAAAACAAUGUCAACGAUAUAUUGAACAAACAUCACAAAAAGAUCGAUUAGUAAUUAUUGUUAGUGGUCAAUUAGGACAAGAAAUAGUACCCCACAUUCAUCAACUUCGACAAGUUAUAUCAAUUUAUGUUUAUUGUAUGGAUAAGAAGAGUAAUGAACAAUGGGCUUACAAAUUUGCAAAAAUAAAAUCUGUUGUUGUUGAUCUUAAUGAACUUGUUUCUCAAAUUACAACAGAUCAUAAAAUUCAGAAAAAGGUAGAAGAACCAUUAUCAAUCAAUAUUUUCACAACAAAUGUUGGUACAGGUAAAUCAACAACAGGAGUUAAUGGACAAUUUGUUUUUUCCCAAGUCCUCGUUGACUGUCUGCUACGACUAAAAUCAACUGACAUAGACAAUAAUGAACUUAUUAGUCUUUGUAAGAAUGAAUACGAAGGAAAUUAUACUGAACAAAACAAUCUUCGUGAAUUUCAACAAGAUUAUUCACCCAAUAAAGUUUUAUGGUGGUACACAAGAGAAACAUUCUUUUAUAAAACUCUUAAUGCAGCUUUACGUACACAAAAUAUUCAUAUGAUUUUUUUAUUUCGAUCAUUUAUUCGUGAUAUUCAUCAACAAUUGCAAAAAUCUCAAUCUAAGCGUCCUUUGCAAGUGUAUCGAAGUCAACUAAUGUCAAUCGAUGAUAAACAACGUACAACAGCUCUCUUCCUCCUAGGUGACAUAAAAAUACAGAUUGAUUCAGAACGAGUAUUAUUUGAAAUAAAUGCUGAUCCUACGAUAGUCACUACAAAACCAUUUGCUAAUAUUAGUAAACAUAGUUAUUUUCCAGAUGAAUCAGAAGUUCUCUUUAUGAUUGGUUCUAUUUUUCGUCUUAAUUACAUUAAUCGUAAUGAUGAUCAAAUAUGGAUCAUUAAAAUGACUUUAUGUAAUGAUGAUGAACAUGAUUUAAAACAAGUUCUCAUGUAUAUGAAACAACAAAUCGAAAGUAGUGAAAUGAAUCUUCGAAUAUUAGGAAAUGUAUUAUGGGAAAUGGGAAAAUUUGAUUUAGCUGAGGAAUAUUUUAUUCGUUCGUUGAAACAACUUCCACAGAAUGAUCCAUUAUAUAUCAGUUUAUAUGAGGACCUUGGUAAACUCGCAUCACAGAGAGGUGACUAUGAUAUGAGUGUGAAAUGGCGUCAAAAAUUACUUGCAUUCAAAGAGGAAAACUCAUUAACUAUCAAUGUUAGUACUAAUAAAACAAACAAUUCGAUCGAACAACCAGUUCUUGUCAAUCAUAUUAAUAUCGACAGAAAAUGGAAACAACAUGGAAUUACUAUUGCUGGAGGAAAUCGAUAUGGCAAUCAAUUAAAUCAACUCGCUCGUCCUCGUGGUAUCUAUAUUGAUGAUGAUCAUCAAACUAUUUAUAUUGCUGAUUGUUGGAAUCAUCGUAUUGUUGAAUGGAAAAAUGGAGCAAAUACUGGUCAAGUUGUUGCAGGCGGAAAUGGACAAGGAAAUCGAAGUGAUCAAUUGAAUCGUCCGAGAGAUAUGAUUGUUGAUAAAAAGAAUGAUUCUAUUAUCAUUUGUGAUGAUGGAAACAGACGAGUGGUAAAAUGGUCUCGUCAAAAUGGUAAAACUGGAGAAACAAUCAUUUCUGAUAUUGAUUGCUGUCGUCUGACAAUGGAUAACAAUCGAAAUCUUUAUGUCUCUGAUUGGAAGAAGAAUGAAGUGAGACGAUGGAAACAAGGAGAGAGAGAAGGAACAAUAGUAGCAGGUGGAAAUGGUGAAGGAAAUUAUCUCAAUCAACUCGAUUGUCCUAGUUAUAUCUUCGUUGACAAAGAUCAUUCAGUUUAUGUAUCGGAUCGUCACAAUAAGCGCGUCAUGAAAUGGAUGAAAGGUGCCAAAGAAGGUAUUGUUGUUGCUGGUGGAAAAGGUCAAGAGAAUAGUUUGACACAAUUGUCUAAUCCUCAAGGAGUGAUUGUCGAUCAUUCGGGUAACGUUUAUGUGGCUGACUAUUUCAGUCAUCGAAUAAUGCGUUGGCGUGAAGGAUCAUGCGAAGGUAGUAUUGUGGUUGGCGGAAAUGGAAAAGGAGAACAACAAAAUCAGUUCAAUUAUCCCAGAGGUUUAUCAUUCGAUGUUCAAGGUAAUCUCUAUGUUGUCGAUUAUGGGAAUCAUCGAAUACAAAAAUUUGGUAUUGAUUUGAAUUAA
Messenger RNA from Adineta steineri, 2346 nucleotides. The record is from the annotation of a GenBank genome assembly. Lineage: Eukaryota; Metazoa; Rotifera; Eurotatoria; Adinetida; Adinetidae.